CUAAACCCUAGGGUUUAGGAAAUCCUCUCUUUCAUACAAAGCCCACAUUUCUUCUUCAAUUCCGCAUCUAUAUAUGUAUUUCCCAUCUGCUAUAUCACAAAAAUCAUGAACCUAUCGACCUCAACAGCCCUAAUUCCCACUGCCCAACAUGGUUGGUUUCUUGCAUAGUUCCGCUGUUGAAGGAGCGAAAGCAGAGGAGAACGAAGACGUCACUAAGAGAGCAACCGACCUACUCUUUCCGGAGCUGGACGAUUUCCCUUCUUCGUUUUCUGAUUCGUUUCUCGAUUUUGAUGCCAUCAACGGUUGGUUCACGGAAGGCCCCGGUGCGGAUAUGGCUUAUUUGAGAGGUGAAUUAGUUGAUGUUGAGAAGGAAUUCGAUGUUUUGGGAGAUGAAAUAGUUGAUAUUAAGAAGGAAUUUGAUGUUUUGGGAGAUGAAAUUUGUCGAGAGGGUGUAAAGGCGGAACCUUUGUCGGGUUUAUGGCUGGAAGAUGGGGAAAUUGGGGGUGUUGUUGAGAAGUGUGUUGAAAAGGGUAGUGAGGGAGUUGGAGGUGAUGGAUGUGAGAGGAAAUUGGGGGAUUUAGGGUGUUUGAUUGAGGAGCAGCUUGGGAAAGUGAGCUUAGAUGGUGCAGUAGAAAAUCUAAGUGUUCCAGUUGUUGCUUCACUGAAAUGUGAGAAUAAUGGAAGUGAAGAAACUGCGGCUGAUGACAAGUCGAAGAGUGUGAAGAUGGGGAUUGGUAGUUGUGGUAGUAUGAAGAGUGAUGGUGAUGUGCUAGGAGUUAGUGGGAAUGAUAAUAAAGUUGAUGAGAGUGUGGAUGAUGGAGAUGGGAGUGGGAGCACGUCGGAUUCAUCAUCCUCAUCGUCUAGUAGUGGUGAGGAUGAGGAUGAUGGUAAAAAGAAAGGCAAGAAUGGAGAUAGUAGUGGUGAUGCAGAGACUGAGAUGGAGGAUGGUGAGAUUGUGAUGUCGGAGCUAGAAGAGAUGGUUUCAUGGAGUGACAUUGAAGAUGAGGAUGGUGGUGGAGGCGGACCAAUCAAAUCUAAGAAUGAGCUUGAGGAUCUGCCUCCAGUUCCUUCUGUUAAUGUGACCUUGGAACCACAUCAUGAAACCCUUCCAGUUGGAACUGUUUUGUCGAUGAUUGGCGCCCAAGUGAUUGUGGAAGGAGUUGAGAAACACGAUCCUCUCAACGAGGGCUCAAUUCUUUGGAUUACUGAGAGCAGAUCACCGCUGGGGAUUAUCGAUGAAAUCUUUGGGCCCGUCAAGAACCCUUUCUACAUUGUGAGAUACAACUCCGAGGAGGAAGUCCCCACAGGGAUCCAGCAAGGCACCUUGAUCUCGUUGUCGCAGAGUUUGCAGAUCAUGUACUCAAUAACAAUAAUCUCUACCAGAAAGGGUAUGAUGCAUCUAAUGAGAACGAUGAAGAGCUGUCUGAGGAUGGUGAAUUUUCAGAUGACGAGAAAGAGGCUGAGUACAGGAGAAUGAUGAAGAUGAAGAAAAGGGGUGCGAAUGAUUACAAGCCCAAUAACAAGAGGAAGGAGAAACGACAGCAGAAGAAUCAGAGAAGGAGCUGGAACAAUAACAAUUCUACUGCACAAACUCCUCCAGGUGGCGAAGACCAACGUUUCGCUCCUCGUGUUGGAACACCGUCAAACCAAGACAGUCAUCACCAAGGCUCAGGCUCUAGACAGGGUUCUGUUGGUGAUCAAGGCGUGAUUCCUCCUUCGUUCCCACAUAGGCCUCAAGCACAAGCAUUUCCUCCUCCGAAUGGAAGUUGGAACAAUGGGUUUCCACAACAUCAGCAGCUAAAUGCAAACCUUCUUGCUGGACUCCCACCAAACGGCAUGCUGUGGAUGCAGCAAAACCUACCGUACCUGUACCCGACUGGUGCACCAUUUCAACAGCAAAUCGGUAUGAUACCAGGAAUGCCACCAAACUUCAAUCCAAUGGCUGGACUACCAAAUAUUGGUGGGAUAAUUCCACCUUGGCCUAUGGAUCAGAACACAUCGCAGUUUGCAGUGCAGGGCCGGCAAGGUCCACCACAGCCUCAGUUUGGAGCGCAGGGCCAGCAAGGUCCACCACGGCCUCAGUUUGGAGCGCAGGGCCAGCAAGGUCCACAACAGCCUCAGUUUGGAGCGCAGGGCCAGCAAGGUCCCCCACGGCCUCAGUUUGGAGUGCAGGGCCACCAAGGUCCACCGCCGCUGCCUCUGAAUGGUGCUGGAGAGCAAGCAGUUCAGCCUCAGGUUUCUUCAGAUGGUCAGCCACAGCCUCAAGCCAUGAGUUUCAAUGGAAGCCGUGGUGGUGGCCGUCGUAGCGGCCCUCAUGGUGGAAGAGGGAAUCACAGAGGCCGUGGGCGUUAUGGUGGUGGCAGGCAUUCUUGAGCCAUUCUAUAGAAAAAUAGAUCCCAAUUUUUCUGCCAAAGUUUUGUUCUUCCCUUUUCAAAACAUUAUUUUCUUGUAGUUACAACUUACAUGUAUCUAAUAUUUAAUCAUGUUUUUAUGUUGACUUUUU
This is a messenger RNA of Salvia splendens (bonfire salvia), 2503 nucleotides long. RefSeq lists its product as uncharacterized. NCBI's taxonomy places the organism in Eukaryota, Viridiplantae, Streptophyta, Magnoliopsida, Lamiales, Lamiaceae. The transcript is spliced from 3 exons. Gene Ontology annotation, molecular function: RNA binding. Gene Ontology annotation, biological process: box H/ACA snoRNP assembly; pseudouridine synthesis; ribosome biogenesis. The record is from RefSeq and is a predicted model, not a curated record. The coding region runs from base 149 to 1477 and encodes 442 amino acids. Gene Ontology annotation, cellular component: sno(s)RNA-containing ribonucleoprotein complex.